This is a messenger RNA of Drosophila sechellia, 980 nucleotides long. RefSeq names its product glycolipid transfer protein 1. Gene Ontology annotation, biological process: intermembrane lipid transfer; ceramide transport. NCBI's taxonomy places the organism in Eukaryota, Metazoa, Arthropoda, Insecta, Diptera, Drosophilidae. Bases 269 to 883 code for a protein of 204 amino acids. The record is from RefSeq and is a predicted model, not a curated record. Gene Ontology annotation, molecular function: ceramide 1-phosphate transfer activity; ceramide 1-phosphate binding. The transcript is spliced from 4 exons. Gene Ontology annotation, cellular component: cytosol; cytoplasm; membrane.
GCCGUGGCGGAGGAGAAGGCCGUGCGAUGGCGAGCUCAAGUGUCGCACGAGCGUAGAGUAGUAUUAGAAUUCCGAGCGCAGCUCGUUCGAUAAGAUAAACAGCCGAUAUUGGUGCCCGAAACUAAGCAGCUGGCCAACUUCGCUUGCAGAUUUACCAAUCAGUCGGCGUUCGAAGCACAUUGGAGACGGAACCAAGCGGCGAGCUAAGAGGAGCAGAAGCGGAGCAGGAAAUUAGAGGACGGAACAGGACCGAACACACGAGCACACGAUGGCAGCCAGCGAGGGAUCGGCGCGCAUUCAGUUCAAGGCGCUGCGUGGAUUUCCGGCCAUCGGUGAUACCGCUGAUAAGCUGGAGACACAGGCCUUCCUCGCCGCCUCCAAGGAGAUAGUAACCGUCAUAGAGAGCUUCGGCAAACUAUUCACACCCGUGAUCAGCGACAUGAACGGAAACAUAAGCAAACUGACGAAAGCCUACGGAGCGGAUGUGGUCAAGUACCAGUAUCUGGAGGAUCUGAUCGUGCUGAACGUGAACGUGGACGACUUUGCGGCCAACGCGCUGCUCUGGCUGAAGCGCGGACUGCAGCUCAUAUGCACCUUCUUCGAGAACAUCUACAACGAUGCCCAGGCCAAGGAGGCACUGAAGCAGCAUCUGCAGGACGCGUACGAGCGCACGCUGAAGCCCUACCACGGCUUCAUCGUCCAGAGCACAAUCAAGAUCAUCUACAGCUGGGUGCCCACGCGCAGCCAACUGCUGGGCCAGGGUGACGCCCAGGCGGAGAACAUCGAGGUGCUGACCAGCUUUCUGCCGCGUAUGCGCGCCCAUCUGGACUCGAUCGAUGCCCUGCUUAAGGCGCACAACUUGGACGAUGCACGGAAGGUGUGAUCGUUCCUUAGCCUAGCCUAGCUUAGCUUAAAUAGCUUAUCCUACUUUAUUAUUUAUGCCAAUGUCCAAGUAAAACGCAGAGCCUUACUUAUAACCA